Molecule: messenger RNA, 6672 nt
Organism: Sarcophilus harrisii (Tasmanian devil)
Lineage: Eukaryota; Metazoa; Chordata; Mammalia; Dasyuromorphia; Dasyuridae
Gene: TSPEAR
Product: thrombospondin type laminin G domain and EAR repeats
Exons: 12
Coding region: 1-2004 (667 amino acids)
Biological process (GO): signal transduction
Source: RefSeq, a predicted model, not a curated record
AUGGGGGAUGGGGCAGAGCAGCCGUGGAAGCUUUUACAGCCUGUGCUCUCUCUUACCUCCCCCACAGAUCUGCGCCCCUUAGACAUCCUCUCCGAGGUGAUCCCCCCAAGUGGCAGUGGUCCCUCUGGCGGCUUAAGGAUGAUCCAGGCCCAGGGGGCCCGGGGCUUCCAGCUGUCGGCCGUGUACAGCCCCCGCCUCCUGAGCUUCCCGGCCUCCAGGAUCUUUCUACAUUGUGACCUCUUUCCUGAAGAAUUUUCCAUUAUUGUCACCCUGAAGGUCCUCAACCUCCCCCCCAAGAAGAACGAGUACAUCUUCACGGUGGUGGAGGAGGCCAGCGACACCCUGCUGGUGGGCCUGCGCUACUCGCCCCGCAAGCUGCACUUCCUCUUCCUGAGCCGGGAGCGCUCGGGCAGCUGGCAGACCCGUGUGACCUUCCAGGACGUCCCUCUGACCGACAACCAGUGGCACACGCUGGUCCUGGCCGUGUCUGAGAGCUCCUUCUCCCUCACAGCCGACUGCAGCGUGCCCACGGAGGUGAUUGUCGACACCCCGUUCCCAAUGUCACUGACCAUGAAGGGAUCCCGGUUUUUCAUUGGCAGUCGGCGGAGAAAGAAGGGCACCUUCACUGGCCUGCUGAGGCAGCUGGUCCUGCUUCCUGGUUCCGACGCCACCUCACGGAUGUGCCCCAGCAGGAACGCCCAGCUUACUGUGCUGUCCAUCCCCUCGGUCCUGCAGGACCUUGCAGGGAUGCCCGAAGAUGAGGUGCUCCGGUUCCCUUAUGAGGCUGACAUGAAAGUGACCCUGGGCCCGCGGCCUCAGUGCGCCAGGAUGGAGCCCGCCCGCUUCUGGUUCGACGCCUCCCGGAGGGGCCUCUACCUGUGUGUCGGCACUGAGUGGGUGUCCGUGAUAGAAGCCAAGGUAAAGCUGGACUACGUGGAGGAGCACCAGAGCCUGGCCACGCCGUCGGAGACCAUGGGCAUUGAGGUCUUCACCAUCCCUCACGUGGGGCUUCUGGCGGCCGCUGCCAACCGCCAGGCCAGCUCCACCAUCUACAAGUGGGUGGAUGGCAAGUUCGUUUCCUACCAGAACCUCCCCACUCACCAAGCCCAGGCCUGGAAAUAUUUCACGAUAGGAAAAAAGGUUUUCCUGGUGGUGGCGAACUUUGAGCCCAAAGAGAAGGGUCGGCAGGAGCUCUCGGUCAUCUACAAGUGGAGCCCCAGGAAGCUCAAGUUUGUUGCCUACCAGCGGAUCGUGACUCACAGUGCCCGGGACUGGGAGGCCUUUGAGAUCGGAGGGGAGUCCUUCCUGGCCGUGGCCAACCACCGGGAAGGAGACAAUCACAACAUCGACAGCGUCAUCUACAAGUGGAACCCGAGGUCGGGGCUGUUCGAGACCAACCAGACCGUGGCCACAUCGGGCGCAUACGACUGGGAGUUCUUCACCGUGGGGCCCUACUCCUUCCUGGUGGUGGCCAACACCUUCAACGGCACAUCCACCAGGGUGCUUUCCCACACCUAUGUGUGGCUCCUCGGUUCUUUUCGGCUCUUCCAGUCUUUCCUGACCUUCGGGGCUGCAGACUGGGAAGUCUUUCACAUUGGGGAGCGGCUCUUCCUGGCCGUGGCCAAUAGUCACAGCUAUGACAGCGACAUUGGGGCGCAGACCAAUUCCUACGCCAUCAACUCCGUCAUCUACGAGCUGAACGUCACCGCCCAGAUGUUCGUCAAGUUCCAAGACAUUCCCACCUACAGUGCUCUGGACUGGGAGUUUUUCUCUGUGGGAGAAGAUUACUUCCUGGUCGUCGCGAACUCCUUUGAUGGGGAGUCCUUCUCCGUGAACAGUAUUAUAUACAGGUGGCAAGGCUACGAAGGCUUCGUGGCCGUUCACCACCUCCCAACCUUCGGCUGCAGGGACUGGGAAGCCUUCAACACAAGCACAGGCUCCUACCUCAUGUAUUCCAGUGCCAAAGAGCCGCUCUCCCGGGUGCUGAGGCUGAAAAUAAGCUGAGCCCGGCAGCCACAUCCCACCUUGCCUCGGCCUCGGCCUCGGCCUCGGCCACCUUCCCAGGAGCCCUGGGAAUAGCUGCACUUGAGGACAGCCCCCUGGGUUGGAUGACUCCGGAUUGGCUACAAGGGGAGGGGGCACCUGGGCACCAUCUGGCAUCUUAAAGACCUCUUACUGACUCCUCCACCUGGGAGGAGAGCAGACACUGCCUGCAUGGGCAGGAGCCCCCUAUUCCCCCAAUCCCCCCACAAAGAAGAUGGCAGAUCCCUUCCCAAGAGUGUUUCCUGGUAUGAGGGAGAAGGGAAUGAAGCCGGGGCACCUUCUGGCUUGGAUUGUCCUCUGUCUCCCUUGUCACGGCUGCUCAUUAAGAAAAAGGGCAGCAUCCCUCAGUGGGACUCGCUCUCGCAGGGCAGCACUCACAGCUCAGCACACAGGGAGAGGAAGCUCUGCUCCAUGCUGGAGUUUGUAGUCAAGCUUUUGGACAUGGUCAUUCCCGAAGGGCCCCCCCGUGCCAGUGGCGAAGGAAGGUGCCCGUCUCAAGGAGCCGGACUUCUGAGCCCGUGUUCAGCAGGGCCUGGGUGCCUUGUGGCGCUUUGGGAGAAGUGCCCUUCAGGUAGAAAGGUGUCUUGUUAUUUCCUAAAAGUGAGACCAUAAAAUUGUUCACCUCCUAGAAAAAUGGGGGUUCCCCCGGGGAUCUGCAGCCUGCUUCUCCCUCCCCUCAGCCACCUGAGAUAAGGACUCAGCAGGAAGAACUCACCCAUGGAUAAUAGAAGGGCUGAUAAUAUGUGGCUAAAUCACAUGUGGGCAGAGGAGGCGUCUGCACCGUGAACAGCAGGAGAGAGGGGGGAAACGAUGGCCUUCCAUUUCCGAACCCCGGAAAUUCAACCCAUCGCAAGUAGCCCUGGUUAAGUACCUUCUCUGCCAGACACAAGGGGAAAGACACUGGGGAGAGGACUGGCUGGGGAGUCACAAGGUCUCUGACAUACUAUAAACAUUAUGUGGAACUGGCGAUGGAUCUGAGAUCCACACAAUUCUCCAAGGCGUGGGAGGUGCAAUGUACUCCAGGGAGGGAGUUUCUACAGGAGUUCCCUCUACUAAUGAGAGCAUCAGUCCAAAGGGACACAAACCAGGGGCUGCCCUCAGGAAGAGGACCUUUUAUGUGGGUGUGCUGUGGAAUAUUACACAGACAAUGAAAUAUUAUUCUGGGAGAGAGAGUGAGCACUAGCAGCUAGGGGAAUCAGGGAAAGAUUUGCAUGUACCUGUGCAGGAUCUGCUGAGGAUGCUAAGAAGCAGGGGUGAGGAGGGACGGUGUCCAGGUACAGGGAACAAGCUGUUCAAAGGCUUGGAGAGGGGAGAUGGUGUCAAGGACAGGAAAUUGCUUGUAAUCCAGUUUGGCUGGAAAGUAAGAUCCCUGAGGAAGUCUGGAAGGGGUAGUAGGAUGCAGAGCUGGCUGGUUUUAUUCCGGAUGCAGGGGGAGCAACAUGGCCAGAUGGUAUCUUGGGAAGGUUCGCUGGGUGAGGAGAGGGAGGCAGAGCAAGCUGGCCAUCAUCGUUAGCCACAGACCAGAGGCAGUGAAAGUGUGCUGCCCACAAGUAGGAGGGGAGAGGAGAGGAGAGGAGUGCACAUCUGGCCCUUGGUGAAAGGGCUGGAAGCCCGCCUGCUCUUUCCCCUCACAAAGAAGAAGAAAACAUGGAGAGCACGGCCUCCAUCUGCAUCUUCCCAGAAACCUGGGACACAGUGAGUGGGAGAGGCAGGAGCACAAGAAGUUCUUCCCAGGCAAUCGGGGACAAGCAAGAGGCAGUGCGGUGCAAUGGAAAGUGCUGGACUGGGAGUCGAAGGCCCAAAGUUCGGACCCUGCCUCUGCUCCUUCCUGCCCCUGUGACCUUGGAGGGACAUUCCAUCUUCCUGGUUUUUGGUUUCCUCCUCAAAGUGAGAGCAAGUGGCCUCGAGUCAAUACCCUCUGACCCUUAACAUCAGGGGCCACCCCAUUUCCCAAGCAUUCGUGACCCUCCUGGCCAGAGAAUCUGGUCCCUUCAUAUCUCCUGCCCAGACUCGCACCCACAGACUUCACCCCUGCCCUCUCUCCCCUUAGAGGUGCUUGCUGGAGCUCCCUCUGCUUCCCAAGCGCUUCUAUCACCUUUCCUUGAGCUUCCUGUCCCCCAAAUAUUUCUUCAUGCCCUCCUCACUCCAUUAUUGAGCCCAUCUGAGCCAGCCUGGUCGCAGGGAUGCUGUCACUCUGUCAUGUCAGAGGAAAGCUGGGGGGCUCUGGGGAGCUCUCUGCCCUUUUAGUGACCCCGCCCCGUCCUCUGCUUUGUCAAGGAAUGUAUUUAUGUUGUAUUGUGUGCUCCCUAUGUAGAAAAACCUAUUUAUUUCAUUGUUCUGUUCUUAAAUAUAUUUAUGAUCUUUCCAACAGAAAAGCUGUGCUCCAGAAGUGUUUCUUAUUGGGUAGACCAUUUCCUCUCCACACAUCCCAUAAGGUGGACAGCCCAGUACGGCGUGUCCACACCAGAGUGGGCACUGCGCUCUAGGAGUAAAGCAGGAUUGAAGUAGCUCCAAAGAAACGUGAGGGGCACAAAGUCAGAGAAUCCACCCGACUGCUCUCGGGUUCUUUGCACCCAAUCCCUGGCGGAGCCUUCUGGCCUCCUCUCGGUCUGAUCAGCCGCAUGUGGACACACUGGCCUUGCCCCUAGCAUAGGGACGCCAUUCAGUAGAUCACCAGCUAGCAAACAUGUACAAACAAGUUCUAGACAGGAUAAAUUGGAGAUAACCAAUGAGGGAACGCUCUGGAGUGAAGCACUAUGGGUUGGGAAGGGCUUCCAGUACAAAGUGGGAUUUUCACUGGGACUUCAAAGAAGCUGGGGGUGGAGAUAAGGAGCAAGAACAUUCCGGCAGGGGAAAUAGCCUUCCACCUACUGCUGCUGACCCUUGGUCCCUGUUAUUCACUCUUUCCUGUUCCUCCAGAAGGGUUUUAAAAAUGCUGCCGUCAAGGAUCCAUCCCAAAGAAGGAAUACUCCCACCACUGCCAGGGUCUUUAGCAAUUUAGUGGCCCUCCCCAGACUGUCAAUCCAAGCUUGGUCCUCACCCAAUUGGACUCUCACCCAAUUAAACAAGCAUUUGUUAAACCUUCUACAAUUAGUGGGGUUUUAACUAAUCAAAGAGCAGUCAUUAGCUCCAAAAAGGUUCUCACACCUGGGAGAGAGGAAGAAAGCCCUUUCUCCCUUCCUCCUUUAAGCUGAGCCCCAGGAGAUGUGCCGCAGGGUAAAGGGCUGGGAAGGAGGUCUUGGACUCGGGCUGGGAUUCGGGUUCUGCCUCUUGCCACAUGAGUCUCUCUGGACCUCAUUUUUCUUUUACACCAUGAGGGGUUCGGAAUAGAGGGUCUCCAGGAUCCUAAAUCUUGCUAUGAUCAUUCAUUGCAAAGACCAGAGAGCUUAGCAACAAGCAAGUUCAGCCUGUCGCGAGGGACGUUCAGGAAGGACAGAAUGAGGGACAGCACGAGAGUAGCAUAUCCUAGAGGAGAGGGAGAACACUGUAGGAUGGGGAUCCAAGUAUUGGAGCCGAAGUAGGGGCCACCAAGAUCAACCUGUGUGUCCCUUUAGCCCCAACCAUAACUGACAGGAUCUGUGCUAGAAAGGUAGGAAGUUUGGGGAUUGGGAGGACCAGAUGGCGCCCCAAACAGGCUGGAACAAGUAUACUGCCUUUUAAGGGGUUAGGACGUCUCCCUAUUACCUCUGUGUUCUCACCACCAGCUUUGACCAAGUAGGAGCUCCAUCAUCUUUUUGAAAGCUUUUUUCCCAAAGCUCAGUCUGUCCAAUUGACCUUAGAUGUUGAAUAAACCCCUCAGGUGGAAGGCGAGGUGAGCUGUCGACGAAGCCCCUCCCACCAAAUCCUCUCAAAUCGCUUCAGUUGGUUUCGUAGGACCGGGGCGGGGGGGGGGGGGGGGCGUUCAGGAGAAAGUCUAAGAAGUCUCAGAUAUGGCCUUGCUUGAACAGCUACAGCCAGAGAGUGGUUGAGGCUGGCCUGGGAGUGUCGUCACCCUCCAGGAUGGUCUUGAGCCCUGUCCUUUACAUGUCUGUCACUGGCCAUAAGGCCCUGGGAAGUCCUCUGGUCUUCCUGUACCUAAUUUUCUUUUUCUGCAAAAAGGGAUUCCGACAGCUGAGGCUUGUGUCCUUAGGGUGCUGGUAGCCUCUGGCUCUGUGCUCUCCAGCUAUAGAUGUUUGAAGAGCCACAUAUGGAAGAGAGAUUAUGUUCAUUCUGUGCUGCUCCAAGAGGUCAAACUGGGGGAAGUUCUGGGGAGACAGAUUCCCUGUGAGAGAGGGAGCUCCCUGUCACUGGAAGGACACAAACAAAGGAAGCUGGUCGUCUCAGGACCAUGGAAGCAGCCUUGCUUUGGGAGCUAGGUUGGCCUCCGUGGUUUCCGAUGCCCCUUCCUGCUGGGAGGUUGUGAGUGAAUUGGUCCCCGAGUUGACCUCCCUUUCCUUGUUCCCUUGAACAGGAGGUGGGGAUACUCAGAAAUUCUCUGCCAGGUGUGGAGUCCAGCCCCAGGGAAUACCGAGAGUGGGAAUGAAUAUCCCAGGCCAGUGGAAGAUGUGCUUUGAGAUCUCCGUUUGUUAAUCUGAGCGCCGGGGUUUAUACACUCUUUAACUAGUAUCACAUCAACAACAGCUUCCUCCA